Messenger RNA from Lolium rigidum, 1743 nucleotides. Its product is annotated as CD2 antigen cytoplasmic tail-binding protein 2. The transcript is spliced from 10 exons. Lineage: Eukaryota; Viridiplantae; Streptophyta; Magnoliopsida; Poales; Poaceae. Bases 1 to 1278 code for a protein of 425 amino acids. Gene Ontology annotation, cellular component: U5 snRNP. The record is from RefSeq and is a predicted model, not a curated record.
AUGGAGCCCACGGCGCCGCAGCGAGGCACCAAGCGCCCCCUCCCCGGCGGCGGCGACGACGACGAUGACCGCUCCGACCUCGCGGACCGCAAGGUGCGGUUCCCCAAGGGGAAGAAGGCCAAGCACCGCGACCCCUCCGCCGCCGGCGGGAGCGGGCAGGCAGGCGAGGCGGAGGAGGACAUCGACAGCCUCAUGAACCCCGAGCUCGCCGCGGUGAAGCGGGCGCGGCGCCGCCACCGCAGGGAAGGGGACGACGCGCAGGGCACCGCCAAUGUCAAGGGCUUCGAAAUGCGCUACAAGGAUGAUGCCAACUUUAUCGAUGAUGGUAUUGAGAUUGAACCUUUUAACUUGGAUCAAGAGAGAGAAGAAGGAUACUUCGAUGAUAAUGGCAACUUUGUGGAGUUUGCAAGAGGCAAUGAUAUGAAGGAUGCCUGGCUGGACAAUGUCGAGGUUGACACAAAGUAUGCUGAAAAGUUCCAAAAGGAAAAGGACAAAGAAGAGGAGUUCCAGGACCUCUCUUCCGAUGAUAUUGGAAAGAUAAAAAAGAGAAUAGCAGACAUGCUUGAGGCAGAUGAAACGAUAAUUCAGGCUCUGAAAAGAUUGAAGAGUUCAUCCACUGAUGAACGUGGACGAAUGACUGAGGAGACACAGCGUAUGUUUAAUGAGCUGACAGAAGCUGCCAUGAAGCUAAUGGAGAACGGGGAGUACAAUGUGUAUUCAGAUGACCGGGAGACAUUUGUACGUGAGGCUGAGGGUUAUGAACGUCUAAAGCGUGCUCGACUUGGUAUACCAGAAGUUGAAGAAGAUAUCUUUGCAGACACCACAGAGGAUGACCCAAGUACCUCGUCCUUACUGGAGAUGGACCGUGGUCUGUCAGCCGCCAAUACCUCCACGACAAAUGCUAUAACAGAUGAUGAUGAUAGUAACCUUGACAUGUUUGGAGACAAUGACGACACUGAUGCCACUCAUGAUUCUGAUGUGAAAACUGUAGAUGCAGGUUGCAAUCCUGAUCCAGUACCACAAGACGCUUCCCGAACCUCAGGUGUAGAGAAAGCUGGCAAUGGAAGUGUGGACUCAGAUUAUGUCUAUGAUCCAACCUCUGGGUACUACUAUAGCAGCAGCACAGGCUACUAUUAUGAUUCUGCAUCUGGGUGUUAUUGCUCUGCAUCUACAGGAACCUGGUACUCGUACGACGAACAAUCAGGCACAUACAACGAAAUGCAGGGCGAACAAACUGGCGUGCACACAGAAGUACAGAGAGAUGGUGUCACGGAGUAGCCGAGGUUUAACUGCUUGCUCCCAAUAUACUUACCAAUGUUCUGUCGAUGUGAUACGGAGCUCCAAUUUUCAGUAGAGGGCCCCUAGAUCUCAACUCCCAUGGCAGAACUGCCUUUGCUUGCAUUAUCAUGUGGACAAUGAAAAGAGCUGCUGACCUGCAGUUAGCUGAAGUUCGUGAGAUCAUCCACCGAGCGUUUGCACAUGCACAGUUAUGAGUUGUUUUCCCCUCGCUAGCGGUUAUACUGGCACCAUGUUCACGCAGAAACCUGUAGUAUGUGUUCUGAUACAUCUCCAUCUUGAGAAAUUGGAGUAUUAUUACUGUAACUUACUAGAUGAUUAUUUUCUGUAACUUACAAGAUGAUGAAACAGAAGCUCAUUUUUUGUUCCUGAAUUCUGUACCACCAAAUUGUGCCUGACCUAUACAGCUAUGUACCAUUAGUAAUUGAUCUGUUAUUUGUCAUUCUA